AUGGGAAGAUCGCAGCCUUCGCUUGGCCUUGCCCCUCCUUCUCGGCGCAAGGAUGCACGCGCCAAAGCUGCUAGAUUUACGGCACACAAGACCAUUCCAGGGCUCUUGGCCAGUAGUGCGAGGGUAAGGAAGGGCGUAGAAAGCAGCGAGCUUAUCUUGGACGCAUCUGCAGUCGACGUUCGAAGCAGCAUGAGAGGUCUGGGGAGCAGAGGCCACGGGGAUGAUGGGAGAGCGAACGUCAAGAUUCGUGUAGUUGCGGAUGAUACUCUUGUUGUUGCAAGAGCACUAAGUCAGGCCUCUGCAGGGGGUUUUGGCGAGGAGAAAUCGGCCAGGCCCAAGAGGAACGUGGCAGUGCUGAACAUGGCUAGUCCUCUGGUGCCCGGAGGAGGGUUUCUCAACGGUGCAACUGCGCAAGAGGAAAGCCUUUGCAAUCGAACAACGCUUUAUCCGGCGUUGAAAGAUGAGUUUUAUCGCUUGCCCGAAGUCGGCGCCAUAUGGACGGAAGAUGUCCUGGUGUUUCGGGACCACACUGGCCAAGAUUUGGGCAAAGGCGAUCGGUGGUGGGUUGAUGUUAUCAGCGCAGCCAUGCUCCGCUUUCCGGACGUCGAGGACACGACAGACGAGGACAAGAAAUACGCCAGUCAGAAAGAUCGAGACACUGCUGGUAGGCAAAUCAAGUGCCUCAUGGACAUUUUACAAGCAAAGGGGGUCGAGAAGUGCGUCCUCGGUGCGUGGGGGUGUGGUGCAUACGGCAAUCCUGUCAUGGAGAUUGCCAACGCAUUCAACAAAGUCAUUCUGGGUGACGGCCGAGACAGCAAGACAAAACACUGGGGCAAUUUAAAAGAGAUCGUGUUUGCGAUCAAAGAAGAGAGGCUGGCGGCGGACUUUGCAAAGCAUUUUGGCAAUGGGCUCCAGGUCGAGAGGCUGGCGCUUGGUCAAGAUCACACAUCUGAUGAGAACGAGGAUGCCGGCACGGAUGAGCUUAAAGACCUCGAAGACAAGAUCAAGGAGCUCGGUCUACGGAUCGGCCAGUCCAAUAAUCCCUCGCUAAAGACACCUCUGGAGGCUAUCCGCGCUCAAAUGAUGAGUCAACUGGAGCAGAAGCGAUCAGUCAAUACGCCGGCGGAUGUUUUGAGCGAAGAAAACAGCGAGGACGACGACGAGAGCACAUAA
Molecule: messenger RNA, 1173 nt
Organism: Exophiala spinifera
Lineage: Eukaryota; Fungi; Ascomycota; Eurotiomycetes; Chaetothyriales; Herpotrichiellaceae
Exons: 1
Coding region: 1-1173 (390 amino acids)
Source: RefSeq, a predicted model, not a curated record